AUGAUUCUUCUACAACUACUUCUAUCUCUAAGCUUGCUCUCUCGGUCCCUCGCGGCCGUCCUCCCACGACACAGCCAACGCAUCCUCAAACCAUCCGCCGAUGACCUUGCCAAGAUCUUUACUUUCUCCAACGACUUCCCCCUGCCAAACGGUGGCAACCUACAAGUCCACGACCCCAACAUCAUCGAGGAAAAAGACACCCUCUACCUAUUCAAAGGCGGCAUCCACAUCCCCUACUGGAAAGCGUCUAGCAUCUCAGGGCCAUGGACAAAAGUCGGUACUGUAUUGAGCAAAGCCAGCGUGAUCAACAAAAAGAACAACAAUCGGCCCUGGGCUCCAACCGUCACAAAAUACAAAGGGAGAUUCUACUGCUUCUACGCCAUCAGCCAAAGCGGCAGCCAGGAUAGUGCCAUUGGGUAUGCGUCUACCUCCGACCUUGAAAAGGAGUGGAUGGACCACGGCGCACUGGUCAACACCGGCUCCGGAGAACGUUCCCAGAUCGCGCCGUACAAGAAUACGAAUGCCAUUGACCCUGCGUUUCAGGUUGAUCAGAAGAGCGGACAGCCGUAUCUCAUCUACGGGAGUUACUGGGAUGAUAUCUAUAGUCUGCCGUUGGAGGUAGACAAGGACGGCAAGCUGUCUGUCAAGAAUGCGAAUAAACCGGAUGCAACGCACUUGAGCUAUGCGCCUGGGAACUGGAGACCGCAAGAGGGAGCGUACAUGUCGUACCACGAGCCGUACUAUUAUCUCUGGUUCAGUCAAGGGAUCUGUUGCCAGAUGGUUAAUAAUGGGUUUCCGCUCAAAGGGGAGGAAUAUCGUAUCCGAGUCGGUCGGUCGAAGAGCAUAACCGGCCCAUUUGUGGAUAAAUCGGGCAAGAAACUUCUCGAGGGGCAUGGAGAGACGGUUUACGGGUCGAAUAAUGGCAAUGUUUACGCGCCGGGUGGUGUGGGAGUGUUACCUGGCAAUGGCAAGCGAGGCGAUAUCCUCUAUCAUCACUUCUUCAACGGGUCUAUAGGAUUCAAAGACAGUGAUACCCAGCUGGGCUGGCAUUAUCUCGAGUACAAGGAUGGAUGGCCGGUCAUCAAGUGA
Messenger RNA from Aspergillus novofumigatus IBT 16806, 1089 nucleotides. RefSeq names its product putative endo-arabinanase. Gene Ontology annotation, biological process: carbohydrate metabolic process. The transcript is spliced from 4 exons. Gene Ontology annotation, molecular function: arabinan endo-1,5-alpha-L-arabinosidase activity. Lineage: Eukaryota; Fungi; Ascomycota; Eurotiomycetes; Eurotiales; Aspergillaceae. The coding region runs from base 1 to 1089 and encodes 362 amino acids. The record is from RefSeq and is a predicted model, not a curated record.